AUGGCUGAAGACGACAUUUGUAAGAUCGCAAUUACUACCCCUUUUGGUUUGUUUGAAUUUACCAAGAUGCCCUUUGGUCUUCGCAACGCAGCCCAAACCUUCCAACGUUUUAUGGACGAAGUUACUCGUGGCCUCGAUUUCGUUUAUGUCUAUAUCGAUGACAUCUCAUUGCUAGAACGAACGCCAUCGAACACGAA
Paramuricea clavata is the source of this 197-nucleotide messenger RNA. The record is from the annotation of a GenBank genome assembly. Lineage: Eukaryota; Metazoa; Cnidaria; Anthozoa; Malacalcyonacea; Plexauridae.